Messenger RNA from Funneliformis mosseae, 864 nucleotides. NCBI's taxonomy places the organism in Eukaryota, Fungi, Glomeromycota, Glomeromycetes, Glomerales, Glomeraceae. The record is from the annotation of a GenBank genome assembly.
AUGUUUAUUCGACAAUUGAUACAGAAUACUCGAUUUUUCAUUAGACGAACUUCAUUUUCUGCUUUCCCCACAAGUGUAACUCGUCGUAAUUUGAAAAUUGAUCGGUCAAAUUUUCAUUUUGUUAAAAAGGAUAUAUUUCCAACCGUUUCCACAACCAUCGGUUUAGUUGGAAUAUCUUACUGGUAUGUGUACAAUAACAAUGUUGCGUUGGCUGAUGCUCCACCAAAAAGUGUAGAGUUUGAAACAACUGAGGAACCUGAAAGCAAAGUACAAAUUCCAACGUAUAUUUCAUUACAUGAUGGGACAAAAGCAAGACUUAUAGGAUUAGGUAUUAGAACAGUUUCAUUUUUGAGAAUGAAAGUUUAUGUUGUUGGAAUGUAUAUUCGUGAAAGUGACAUAGAUAUGUUAAAAAAGUGGAAGGGGUAUGAUAAAGAAAAGUUCAUGUCAGAGGAUGAUGAAUCGAUGGCUUUAUCAAUUUUGGAUCAGCCUAUUGUAAUGGCAAUUCGUAUUGAACCUGUACGAAAUACAAGCGGACAUCACUUGCGUGACGGUUUCUCGCGAACGAUUACUCACAGGAUGCAAAAUGGAUUCAUGAGCGAAGAGGAGGCUGAGGAUGUGUUAAAGGCAAUAAGGGAACUCCAAGCACAUUUUCCAAAGUCAGUGGUGAAAACCGGUACAGCUUUAAUUCUGACAAAGGAACCAAAUGGAACUUUAAGAAUGGAAUAUGAGGGAAAAUAUAUGGGAUCGGUGAAUAAUGUUUGGUUAACAAAUAAUAUAUUUAUGGGCUAUCUGGCAGCCAAAGACCCUAUUUCUAAAAAGGCGAAGAAAAGUAUUGCUGAUGGAUUUGAGGAAUUAUUAAAAUAA